This is a messenger RNA of Cladocopium goreaui, 6960 nucleotides long. Lineage: Eukaryota; Dinophyceae; Suessiales; Symbiodiniaceae. The record is from the annotation of a GenBank genome assembly.
AUGUUUUGGAAGCUGCUGGCCGACUUGGGCGGAGCUUGUGCCGUUUGGCACAGUGCCCUUCAGCGAGACCACUCAGCGCGGAAUAAGGUGACCGUUGUGGUCCACGCAGUCCAAGUGGCAGCUGCCGCACUUCCUCUGCAAGUGGCGCUGAACGGUCCUGAAGUGGACCUGUUGGCCGAAGCGAUUGAAGCAGCGAAGACGGGCGCGGUCAACUUUGAGACCUUGCUGCGAUCGGUGUCACAGACGCAAGAUGAGACCGCAGGCAAGCGGAGUGUGAUCAAUCUGCCUGGUGGUUUCAGCUUCAAUGGGCAUCAGUCAGCACUGAGCCAACUCACAGCGUCACAGCAGAGAUGUUUUGGUACAGGUGGGAAGGUUCCGGAGACCCUUUGGGCCUUCUUAGGUUUCUGUCACCGGAUUGGUGUCCAUAUGUUUGCUACCUUUGGACGGCUGAGGUGUGGCUGCAGUGCCAGGAUGAAAGCUUUGGGGCGCUGCUGUACAGCUGCCUGGAAGGACUUCAAUGCGACGUCCCAUCCGUGGAGCUCCGUUGGUGGCCUGCAAGACCUCUUCUUUCGCCGGGUCGAAGCUCUCUCAGCGGAAGGGCUGCGUGAGCAUCCUGCGUUGAUCUCGUAUGAUGACACGGGUGAGGAAUCCGGCAGGAUGAGCUAUCAGGAGUUGGCCAUACUGAGCCGCCGGGUGGCUGCGCAGCUUGAGGCAGCGACCUGCGGAGUUUGGAUGCCUCGAUGCAGCGAGGUGGUGGUCUUGGCGCUGGCGAUUUUACAAGCAGGCGGAACCUAUGUCCCCUGCGACGAGCGCCUGCCCUGGCCUCGUGUUUUGUACAUGCUGACCCUGUCCUCAGCGAAGCUGGUGAUCGCAGGAGCCCAGCAGCUUCAAGGCAUAUCGCUGGAAGAAAGUGGUCACCCCUUGCGAGCUGUGGCUGCUGAAAGUUUGUUGCAGGACUCUGGAUUGGAGAGCACUGAGACUGUCCCUAAGACUGACCCGAAAAUCUCAGAGGAGUCCACUGCCUACAUCAUUUUCACCUCGGGCUCCACAGGCUGUGCUUGCAAACCAAAGGGUGUGGCAGUCAGUCACCGGUCCAUUAUGCACCUGGUGGACUGGGUGAUGCUUAGCGUGAAACGAUGGGUCUUUUCUCUGAACCAGGUUGUUUUCAAUGCCCAGAGAUUCACGAAACAGAAGGGCCGCAAGGCGCCUCUGCGAUUUGGUCACAGCAAUUUGUACCUUGAUCCAAGGAAUACAACCUACAACGUAACCUCACAGGAUUCCUUACUCUUCAUCACUUCCAUCGGUUUCGACCUCUCCUGCUACGACAUUUUUGGAUCCCUAGCCGCUGGCAGUAGCAUCCACAUCUGUCCAGCCAGCUUGGCACCCCAGCAGAUUUUCCACUUGCUGGUGAAGCAGAAGAUCAGCUUUUGGGAUUCCGCGCCACAAGUUUUGCAGCAGUUGGAACCACAUUUUUCUCAGUUGAGAUCUGAGUUGAGAUCUGAGGGAUCCCUGGGAUCUUUUGGAUCCCUCCGCCUGGUUUUUCUCAGUGGCGACUGGAUCCCCCUGUCCCUGGCGGAACGCGCGGAACGCGCGGAACGCGCGGAACGCGCGGAACGCGCGGAACGCGUCCAACUGGUGGCCCUGGGGGGCGCUACGGAGGUGACUGUGUGGUCCAACAGCUUCGAGGUCCGGUGGGUGGAUCCACGCUGGCGCUCCGUGCCCUAUGGACGACCCAUUUGGAACCACCAGUACUACUGCGUUUUCCAAGGUGAGGAGCAGCAGCUGGAACACCUGCAUUUGGGGAUGACUGGAGAACUGUACAUUGGUGGUAUUGGAGUGGCACAAGGCUACGUUGGACGUCCAGAUCUCACCAAUGAACGCUUUGUACCGCACAACUUUCAUGGUGGACGGAUGUAUCGAACGGGUGACAUGGUGCGCUUCAUGCCACUGCAGCCCUGGGGUCAGCUUUCAGUAGAUCGACUUCCACAAGCAGAUGAAGUCGUCUUGGAGUUCUUGGGUCGUUUGGAUGGCCAGGUGAAGCUCCGUGGCUUCCGCGUGGAGCUCUCGGAAGUCGAAGCCGUCCUGGCGCAGCUGGGCGUUUCGGCCUCCGUGGUGCUUUGCGGCGGCACGGCGCAGCAACUGGUGGCGUUUCUGGUGGCGGAACUGCGGGAGGUGCCAAAGGUCAAGGAAAAGAUGGGGGAACUCCUGCCGUAUUACAUGGUGCCGGAGAUGAUCUGCUUGGAUUCUCUGCCGUUGAGUCAGAGUGGCAAAGUGGAUCGUGCCAAAUUGAAAUCCAUAUGGUCCAACCGAAGAGCUCUUGAGUCAACUUCAGAGCGCGGGGCUUCUGGUGAGCCGGUGACGGAAAUGCAACGACACGUGGUUCAAGCCUUUCAGGAAGCACUGGGUCUUGAAUCGCUUGGCAUUUUCGACAAUUUUUUCGAGUUGGGUGGUCAUUCCUUGUCGGCCAUUGGGCUACAGAAUGCCCUGAGCUCCAGAGGAAUCUCGGUGACGUUGCAGGAGGUUUUUCGUGCUCAGACACCCGAGCAGAUAGCGAAGAUGUUCGACAAGGGAGCACAAUGUCCGGUGACAGAAAUGCAACAACAUGUGGUUCAAGCCUUUCAAGAAGCAUUGGGUCUUGAAUCGGUUGGCAUUUACGACAACUUUUUUGAGUUGGGUGGGAACUCCUUAGCUGCCACGGAGCUACAGAAUGCCUUGAGCUCCAGAGGAUUGUCAGUCACAUUGCAGGACGUUUACCGCGGUCAGACGCCCGAGCAGAUAGCAAAGAUGUUGGACAAGGGAUCACAAGAGCAGGCCGAGCAAGACAGCUGCAAACGUCUUCGCUGUGAACGCCAUGACCGGGGCAGCAAAUGUGCUGCGUCCUUCGCGCAAGAGCGCUUGUGGCUGGAGGAACAACUUCAUCCAGGCAUUGGGUAUUGGUGUAGCCCCACUUACAACAUCCCGUUCGCCUUCCGCAUCAACAUCCACCAGCAGACUGAUGUCGAGCAGAGCCCCUUCCAGCAGCUGCUGAGAGCGGUGCUAAACCUGGUGAAGCGCCAUGAAGCGCUACGCACGGUGCUGCUAGGUGAAAUGGAGGCGUCUGAAAGCUGUCGGCUUUCGCAACGAAUCCUCGACAUUGAAGACAUUUAUCUUCCAGAAUCAAUGCCAUUGAGGAAGACAUUCUUGUAUAGUUGGCUCUGCUUGCAGCAAAUCCCGGCCAAUAUUCCUUGCAGGGAGACCUUUGCAGCCGAGAUGAUGCGAUGCGAUUCAGCGGAAGGCUUCCAGUUGGACUGUGGCUUGAUACGAGUCCUCAUCUUGGGAAUGGAGAGCAAUAGCUUCUUUCUGUACUUCAACAUCCAUCACGCAGCCUUCGACGCCCACUCUCAGGCACUGCUGGAGCGAGAGCUUCGUCGAGAACUCGCAGGAGAUCCUGCGGAUGCUGGUGAUGUGCAGUAUGCGGACUAUGCAUUGUGGCAGCGAAGCUGGUUGGAGGGUGGAGAGUCUGAGCGGUGCUUGAGCUACUGGAGAAAGAAGCUGGAAGGUGGAAAACUUGCUCUUUGCUUGCCAGAAUGUCCAAUGAAGUCCUCGGAUGCUCCUGGAGUAGUGACGUCUCUGUGGCCUGUGGAGCUCAUGGCAGCCCUGGGUGCGCUGGCACGACAGCACCAGGCUUCAGAGAUGGCGUUGCUGCUGUCUUUGUUUGGGCUUCUGCUGAGUCGCAACUUUGAUCAGGACGACCUUCUGGUGGGCAUCCCAGAAGCAGGUCGCAGUGGGGAUCUUUCGGUGCUCCAAAACAUCAUGGGAUUCUUUGUGAAUACCCUGCCCAUCCGCCUAUCCUUCCAACACAAGGCGCCAACUUUUGGCGAGCUGCUGAAGAGGACGCAGCAGACCUUGUUUGAAGCGAUCGACCACUCUGCCAUACCUUUCCAGCACUUGGUGAAUGAAAUGCGGCAGCACCAGGAGGUGGAUGGCAACCAGCUGCUGCAAGCUUUCUUCCAACAUGUUGUAGCUGGGCAGUCCCACAGUCCGCGCAAGGCUGCUGGCAUGGUGCUGGAGCAUUUUGAUUUCGAGCCCCAUCCAGCACCUGCAAAAUUUGAGGUGAGCCUCCAAACCAGCUGCAGUGCAGCGGGUUGUUUUCUCCGCUGGGAAUUCAUGCCAGAGGUCUUGUCCGUCACCUCAGUGAGGCUUCUGAACCGCCAUUUGUUGGCCAUGGCUCAGCGUUUGGUGGCGGAAGGGGCACAGAUUCCAGUGGCACAUCUGGCAGCAGCCCCUUGGGAUCAGCGGGAUGCCAUCCACAACUGGAGCUUGAGCCAGUCACCACCGUUACCAGAAAGUCGUGUUGAAGAUCUUUUUAUCCAACAGGCGAGGCGAAGUCCCAGCCAAAGUGCCGUGAUGCUUGGUGAGGAGCGGCUAUCCUAUGGGCAGUUGCUGGAAGCAUCGCGAAGCUUUGCAGAGGUCUUGAUGUCUCACAGGACCGCUGAUCCAUUGGUUGUGGCCAUCCUCUCUGAUCGUUGCUUGGAGCUGCCCAUGGCACUCCUCUCGGUGCUGAUGGCUGGGGGCAGCUUCGUGCCGUUGUCACCGGAGUUCCCAAAGGAACGUCUGCAGUGGAUGGUCACCGAAGCCAGGGCUCAGCUGGUGGCUGCUACUGAGGCAUUGUCUGACUUGGGCUCCUUGGGUUUGCCGCUCCAGGUCAUCCCAUCCAUUGGAAAAAUGGACAGUUCAGGAACUCAGCGGAUGCUGAAAAGUACGAAACCCAACUUGGUGGCUUAUGUGAUUUUCACCUCAGGAUCAACUGGCAAACCCAAAGGGGUUGCAUUGUCUCACAGAGCACUCUUGUCACACCUCAUGCCCUACAUCCGCGUUCUGAGACUUGGGUCCCAGGAUCGAGUGCUUCUGACAAGUUCCUUCACCUUUGACAUGGCGUAUUCACAGAUCUUUGGAGCACUGCUGAGUGGCGCUUGCCUUGUUUUGACCACCGAAAACCCCAUGAUCGAUCCCUUGGAAUUGCUGGAGAUUUUGCAGAAAGAGACCAUUUCUUUCACCACUUUGGUACCUUCAGUGCUGUCUUCCAUGGUGCAUCUCAAGAAGAUGCCAUUUUCCUUACCGGCACUAAGGCACCUGGGCUGUGGAGGGGAGGCACUCAAAACGGCCACUGCAGAUUUCUUGCGCUCUUGUACUUCUGCAGUUCGAACGCCUCUGUUUUUACACAAUCGCUAUGGUCCCACUGAGUGCGCCAUCAAUGCUUUGCUUUUUGGACCCACUGGAGUCACUGGAGCCAUGCCAAACCCGGAGAUGGACUUUUGGCAGGAAGAUGUGCCUAUUGGAUGGCCUUCCGGCCAUCGACACAUUGCCAUAGAUUGCACCAGAAUGGAUGGACACGGGGAGCUGAUUCUAGCUGGUUUAGGACUGGCCCUUGGCUACGUCUCCAGGUCUCAGAAAUCUUCGUGCGACGGCAGUGACGGCAGUGCUUCUUUUCAAGCGAAUCUCCGUGGCGCUGGGCGGCAAUAUCGCACGGGCGAUUUGGCAUGUCGCAUUUUUCGAAAGAGACCAGGCCCACAAGCGAUGCCAUCUGGACAGGAACACGCCAAUGGCUGUGUGCGCUUUAUUGGUCGACGGGAUUCUCAGGUGAAGUUGCAGGGGCAACGGAUCGAACUCAGCGAAAUUGAGGAAACCAUCUGCAAACUGCCUGAGGUGGAUACCUGUGUGGUGGUUCAUGUGACUGGAAACCACUCUGGCAGCUUAGUAGCCUUUAUCUCAUCAGCCAGUGAUGUGAGGGAAACAGUGAGAUCUCAGUGUGAGAAGUUCCUUCCAAGGGCCAUGAUCCCUCAGAUUCAGUUGUUGAAAAUGACGUCCUGGCCUCGGACCAGCUCUGCCAAGAUCGACCGUGCUGCACUGGUGGACAUGGUGAGUCCGCUGAGUCCGAGUGGAUCGGAAGAUCCAUCUGCAAGUGCUGUUGGGAUCUUGCUGGAGGUUUUGCUGCAAAUCUUCGGUUCCGCCGUGUCGCCUUCCUCGCUGCUGUCCCCCUUGGGUCUCAGCUCGUUGCUGGCGCUGCGCAUCAGCGCGCUCUGUGCCCAGCGCGGCCUGCGGAUCUCCGUGCGCGCCCUGCUGGCGCCGGAGGCCACGGCGGAAACCGUGGUGAGACAGCAAGGUCAGCUGGAUGGUCUCCAAGAAGCAUUGGAUGUUUUGCUGGGCAGCCCCCACUUGGUACUCCGAGACAUCGGCGGCGCUGGUGGCAAUGCCUGCGCCUGGGAGGUGUUGAUUUGCCCCGGUGAUGGAGGGGUUGGUAUCGAAGGUUAUCGGCCCUUGGCUUCCAGACUGAGCAAGGUUUGUCAUGUCCUGGUUGCUGAUGGCCUCUUGAGUAUUGAAACUCAGAGCCUGAAAGCCAUGGCAGAAGAGAUCCUGAAGCACUGGCCACGAAGAAAGCCUCGAGUGCUCUUGGGACAUUCCUGGGGUGCCGCCCUCGCUCUACAACUUGCAUCCUUGGAACCAGCUGAGGCAGUGUGGCUGCUGGAUCCUUCGAAGCACCACUUUGUCGGCCAACCAGAGGCGCAAAGCAAAGAGGCAUCCACUGCAGAGCUCUUGGAACUACUGGCACGGCUUUGUCGAGAUGGCAAGGGUCAACAGCUGAAGGAUUUAGUUCCUGCAGUUCGACAAGGGGAUGGCGCUGUGGAAAAGAUCAUGGGAGCGAGAUCCUUCCAGCGCUUCCUGCGAGCAGCUGAAGCAAGGUCCAGGAACCUGACUUUUCGCAUGUCAGCAGCCACGGUGCAGAGCGCACUGCAUGUGGUCCUGGCAUCAGACAUCGAAGAAACGCAGACGCAACGGCUGCUGGACGUUGAAACGAUGAUGUCGGGCAUAUCAUCCAAUUGGUCAGUUGCAUGGUCGCCGGGCAAUCACUAUUCUAUGCUGGAGCCUUCCAAUUGUGAUGAGCUUUCUUCAACCAUUCUGCGUUCACUCAAGCUGGCCUGA